Molecule: messenger RNA, 204 nt
Organism: Geodia barretti
Lineage: Eukaryota; Metazoa; Porifera; Demospongiae; Tetractinellida; Geodiidae
Source: the annotation of a GenBank genome assembly
UUGGAGGCCCUCGCCAAACAGCUGCCCUUUACCGCUCUGGGCAUCGAUUCCGACAACGACAGCGUGUUCAUCAACGACAGCCUAAUGCGGUACUGCGCCGACCGGGGCAUCGAGUUCACCCGUUCCCGGGCUAACCGGAAGAACGACCAGGCCUGGGUCGAGCAGAAGAAUGGGAGCGGUGAUCCGGCGCUCUCUGGGUCAUGA